Molecule: messenger RNA, 4048 nt
Organism: Scomber scombrus (Atlantic mackerel)
Lineage: Eukaryota; Metazoa; Chordata; Actinopteri; Scombriformes; Scombridae
Gene: nrde2
Product: NRDE-2, necessary for RNA interference, domain containing
Exons: 19
Coding region: 1-3588 (1195 amino acids)
Biological process (GO): regulatory ncRNA-mediated post-transcriptional gene silencing; negative regulation of RNA catabolic process
Cellular component (GO): catalytic step 2 spliceosome
Molecular function (GO): protein binding
Source: RefSeq, a predicted model, not a curated record
AUGGCGCUGUUUCCAGCUUUUGCAGGAGUUUCAGACGACACUAAAGUUGAAGAUUCGUCUAAAGACUGGCUGAAAAAUAAGAGUUUUCAGAGCAGGGAUGCACUCUCUCUUCACAGUCGCUUUUUAGAGAAAACAGAUGAGACACUGAACGAGAAGGACUCAAGUGUAGACAGAGAUGUGGAAGAAAGUGACGUGCCACCCAAGAAGAAGAAAAAAAAGAGUGAAAAGCACAGAAAAAAGAAGAAAAAACACAAAAAGAAGAGCGGGAGGUAUUCCGAUUGCAGCGGGUCGGACUCAGAAAUCAUUUUUCCCAGUGACCUCAAAAAGGAACAAGAGGCAGAUAGGCCCAAAGAUGCUCCGUUAUCCAGUCGUUUCUCCUGGUUGGAUGACCUCCAGUCUCCCACACUGCAGCCGUUCUGUGUGGACAGUAAACCAGACGCUGCUAACUGGACGUACAAGUCUCUGUACAGAGGAGACGUAGCGAGGUAUAGGAGGAAAGGCAGGUCGUCUUUAGGUCUGGACUCGCGCAGACAGGAAGUCAGCUGGGAGGAGUCGGAGUCCAAUAAGAAACAGAAAGGUGGCGACAAGAAAAAAAACGCAGACAGAUACUUCUCUACAGUCAGCCGCCAGCUGGUCAGGUCCCAGCACCCCAUUCCUACAUUACCGACAAUUCCCGAAUGCGGCGAUGUCACCAGCCCCACCUCGUUCAUCCCCCUGGGUGAUGACGAGGGGGAGAACAAAGGAGGAGAGACAGGUGGAAGAGUGCACACGUCCUUAGUAAAUCCCCUCGGUGUGUACGACUCCUCCACGGCUCUGUGGCUGCAGGGGAAGGGACAGCAGAACCAGACGGAGCACGACAAGCAGGACAAACAGACGGAACAGGGCGCUAAGCUUUUGGCCGGGAGGACCGAAGAGUUUAACAGGAGGCUCAGAGAAGAGCCGGGAGAUACACAGCUGUGGAUACAAUUUAUACGAUACCAGGAUGAGCUCAGCGCAACAGCGUUCACAGGCGAGGAGGAGCAGCAGGGUGCAGAUUCAGCUGAACGCAGGAAGUCUUCUUACCGAGCCAUCCUGGAGAAAAAGCUUAGCAUCGCAGAGCGCGCCGUGGCAACCAACCCGGGCUGCAUCGCUCUCCAGCUGGAGAGGCUCAAGAUCUGCCAAGAGCUGUGGGAGCCAUCAGCUCUGGCUAAAGAAUGGAAGAAACUGGUGUUCCUCCACCCUAACAGUUCCCCAUUUUGGAGGGAGUAUCUGAUGUUCACACAGAGCUACUUCAGCAACUUCACUGUGGCAAAAGUCAACUCUGCUUACGGGAAGUGUCUGAGCACGCUCAGCGUCGUGCGGGACGGCAGCAUGGUCUCUCACCCGGCUCUGCCCGGGAUCGAGGAGGAUAUGUUAGAUAUCUUCACCCAGCAGUGUCACUUCCUGCGUCAGUGUGGCCACUCAGAGAAGGCGAUUUCUCUGUUUCAGGCCAUGAUAGACUUCACUUUCUACAAACCUGAAAGCGUACAAAAGAUGUCCACCAAGCAGCAGAUUGAGUUCUUCGAGCCGUUUUGGGACAGCGGGGAGGCGAGGGUUGGGGAGUUGGGGGCCAGAGGCUGGAAAGCCUGGAUGCUCCAACAAGAAAGAGGAGGGUGGCUACAGCCCAGUGCAGAAGAAGAAGAGGAGGAGGAAGAAGAUGGAGAGGAGGUGAAGGAUCCGAGCCAGCCCAGAUGGACAGUCUGGCUGGAUGUGGAGUCGUCUCGCGAAGCAGCUGACUGGUUACCUUGGAGACCUGAUAAAACCAAGGGCCAAUCAGAAGAGGAUUGUGACGACCCAGACAGACAGGUGUUGUUCGAUGACAUCGGUUCAUCCCUAAUUCAUCUGUCUUCACCAGAGCUCCGGCUCCGUCUUCUCCUCAAUUUCUUGUCAUUCCUGGGGCUUCCUGUGAACUCUGCUGCCCCCUGUCAGCAGCUUGCCGUGCUGCUGGAGGACCUUUCACUAUUCACUCAGGGUAACGAUCCCCGGCGUCCCCUGACCUCCCACGACCUACCUGGCCCCGGGGUUAACUCUGUCGGUCACAUGACCACUCUUCAGGGAACCAGGAAGCAGGCGGGGCUUGGAAAGCACGGCGAGUUGUUCAUCACCAAUGUGUUCAGUAUGGUUCAGCCUGUCCUUCCUGCCAACCACAGAGCUGUCCUAUCCCUCAGCUGGAUGCAGUACGAGAAACUCAAGGUCUUACGUUGCCUGCGCUGCAGCAACAAGAAACGUCUCCGCUCUCAGGGCAAGAGCAGCAAGCGGGUCGCCAAACGACUGCUCAAAGAAACCGACAACCGCUCAUCGUUGGUGCUGUGGAGGGAGUACGCCCACCUGGAGUGGAUGCUGGGCAACCUUGAUGAAGCUCGCAAAGUGUUCUCCACGGCAACGGCGAUAGGGGGAACCAAAGGACUGAGCAGCCCCACCCUCUGUGAGUUGUGUCUGCUGUGGGCCCAGCUGGAGACGGAGGACGGAGCAAGUGUGCGUGGAGGGGGACUAAGUGAUGUAACCGCAUCCCCGGCUGUGUGUGUACUAACCAGGCUAGCAGAAGGAACCUCCUCCUCAUCAUCCUCCCAGUCCCUCACUCCGGUUUCCAUCCUGAAGGCCAGAAAGUCAUACGAACAAGCUCUGACUGCCAGCUUGUCAGCACUGGACCAAGACCUCCACAACCCUCAGGCCAACAAAAAAGGUCAAGAGGACGUACUAGAAGACAAGCUGAGUUUGAGAGGUUUGGUAGGCUGCUACGCUCUGUUCCAGUACCUCACAGUGGGCAUCCAAGCGGCUCACGCUGUCUACAUUCAGGCAAGAGGGAGGAUGGAGGAACUGCACCGCACGCUAACACUUGACAGCAGUAAUGAGGAAACCAACCAUGUCAGCACUGAUGCCAGUCACUCUGCAGCUGCUUCCAGCCCUACGAGCCGGCACCGUGUUAAAAAACUAGCUUCUGAGUGUGAGACAUUAGCAGUGCAGCACGCAUCAUUGCUCAAGCACCACAACAGUGUCAGCGUGUUUCCACUGGCAACGCUGAGACAGACGCUGACCUCUGCCCUUUCAACUUGGUCCAGCAGCGCCCCUCUCUGGAGCAUAUAUGUACAGGUGGAGAACCGUUACCAUAGCGCUGGCCGGGCGCGUCGCUUUUUUCACUCUGUUUCCAAGGACAACAGCAGUGUUGUGCCACGCCUCUUUGCCAUUGUUGCUGAACAACAAAGAAAGCAGCUGGUGGACGCUGCUCAGAGGUCUUGUUGCAAUGACGCCGCCUUGCCCAUCCUGCCAGAGAAUGGCCUUAGCAACCGUAUCCGUGGACUGUUUGAAAGCUCCAUAGCAACAGAGAUGGGUGCUCACUGUUCUUUACUUUGGAGGAUGUACAUGCACUUCCUGGUGUCAGAAGGGAAGGUGGAUAAAGCCAAUGGGAUCUUCUACAGGGCUUUACAGAAUAUUCCCUGGUCUAAGGGUUUGUACAUGGAUGCAGUGCAGCUGUUCCCUGACCAACUGCAGGAGUUUGUAGAUCUGAUGACAGAGAAAGAACUACGAGUCAGACUGCCUUUAGAAGAACUGGAUAUACUACUGGAGGACUGAACACACACACACACACACACACACACACACACACACACACACACACACCUUGCUGUAGAGCUCAGUUUGAGUUUGCUUCACUGGCAACAUGCCCACCCACAUAUUGGCACACUUUGAUGGCAACAGCAGGACACACACACAAACUCAGAUGGUUACACACACAUAGCUGCAGUAUUCAACAGUGAAGUUGCAGUGAUCUGAUCCACAGAUGAGCAAUGGGCCAUUUUUUAUAUGUCUGAAGAUACUUUAUUUUCAAAGCAAACCAUUAUGACUGUGUUUUUACUAGAUCAUUUUGUCAAUAAAAAUCUAAUAUUCAUAUAAGUGCUACAGUUGUGUUUAUACAUAAUCUGAUGAACAUACAAACUGAGGUUGGACACCUGUGUUGUAAACAAUAUCUCUAUGAAAUGUGAUUGCAAAGAGCACGUCAACAUUUGAGUCAAAUAAAAGAAAUGUAAACAAA